AUGUUUUUCUUCUUCUCUGCCCUUAUACCAGCCGCAGAACAGCGAGCAGUCAAGUCAAGUACUGUAAAGGCCGAUGCGGAAGCUCUCCAACGCUUCGUGGCCAGUGAAUUCCGUUUGGCUCAGGCGCAGACCUUUCUGCCCUACAAGCGGGCCCGCUUCUCUCUGUCUUCUGUUUCGACAGAGAAAACAACCGCGGCGACGACGACGACGACACCAGCUUCUAUACUUGGUCAACUUCACCAUGGCGGGCUUCUCAGUCCAGCCCUGAACACACUCUAUAGGGCCGCUAUCGAGCACGCAAAAGUCACCAAGACGAAGCUUAAACAGAGCUUCGAUGACCUCACGGCUUGGAAGUUCUCUCCCGACAGCCCUUCAGGAAAGCGUCUCAUGACCUGCAUGCGUCAAUUGCUGGCGAAAAACGAAAGCCUCGGACGUGUCAACGAGGCUGACCGCUUGGCUUCCCUGGAGUCUGAGGCUGCGAUGCAGGCUACUUGCAUAGAGGAAUUUCUGAAAACUAAUCAAGAGGAGUCUUCGUUUGAUUUGGAGGGCCUCCAAAGUAGCCUCCUCAUACUCAAGCAACAACUUUGUCUGGCCGAGUCCCUUCUAGAUGAUCUCAAGAGGGAAUAUGAAGUGCAUUGUCCCGGCCAGGUAGAUGCCCUGAUUGAGGCCGCUCUCACUGACCUCAGUCAGCUUCAGGAGAGCGUAGAUGACGGGGAAGAGGAGGAGGUUCCUGAAAACGAACCCGAGUCCCUUGACGCCGUCAGUGGUGACGCUGCCGAUCGGCUGUUGCAGGAGAAGGAGGGCGAGAAGGAAGAAGAAGAAGAAGGGGAAGGGGAAGCAGACGAAGAAAAAUUCAGUAAAGAAAGAGACCAUGAUGACGGCUCUAAGUGCAAGCCGGAAGAAAGCGAAGGCGCCCCUUCGCAGGCGGAGUUGACAGAAAAUACAUAG
This is a messenger RNA of Dibothriocephalus latus, 948 nucleotides long. The record is from the annotation of a GenBank genome assembly. NCBI's taxonomy places the organism in Eukaryota, Metazoa, Platyhelminthes, Cestoda, Diphyllobothriidea, Diphyllobothriidae.